AUGGCGAGCACCCCAGAAAAGCUGGGAGAUGGCCGCGAUGCGGUGACAUCCGAGGCCUCGAGUGCUACCAAGCAAGAGAUCUUCGACCCCAGUUUGAAUGAAAAGCUUGGCCAGAAGGAUGCUCAACUCGAAAAUACCGACGCUUCGGGUCGAAUCGAGCUCACGGAGGAUAUGUGCUACGACAAGCUCGGAUACUCCUUCAGCGAGAAACGCAAGUGGUUGAUCAUUACUGUCAUCUUCUUGGUCCAGACCUCCAUGAAUUUCAACACCUCUUUGUACUCCAACGGUCUUGGGGGGAUUUCCGAGGAGUUUGGUGUUUCCAAGCAAGCCGCUCGCUGCGGUGCAAUGAUCUUCCUGGUCUUGUACGCUUUCGGUUGUGAGUUGUGGGCACCAUGGAGUGAGGAACUCGGACGCAAGCCCAUCCUUCAGGCCUCGCUAUUCCUCGUCAACAUCUUCCAAUUGCCAGUGGCUCUCGCACCAAACUUUGCUUCUGUUAUGGUCGGCCGUGCUCUGGGUGGUCUCUCCUCUGCGGGAGGUUCAGUCACUUUGGGUAUGAUUGCUGAUCUUUGGGAGGCUGAUACACAGCAGUACGCUGUGGCUGCCGUCGUCUUUUCCUCCGUUGGUGGCUCUGUUCUGGGUCCCGUGGUUGGUGGAUUUGUGGAGGCUUUCCUCCCCUGGCGCUGGAGCAUUUGGAUCCAGUUGAUCUUUGGUGGCUUCGUCCAGAUCAUGCACUUCUUGCUUGUUCCCGAGACCCGUACCACCGUGAUGAUGGACCGGAUCGCAAAGGAUAUGCGCGAGAGCGGCGAGAACCCGAACAUCUACGGCCCUACCGAGGGCAUGUCCUUCCGCGAGCGCUUCCCGCCCCGUGAGCUCAUGGCUACCUGGAUCCGCCCCUUCCGCAUGUUCCUCACCGAGCCCAUUGUAUUGACCCUGUCUCUGUUGAGUGGCUUCAGUGAUGCUCUGAUUUUCAUGUUUGUGCAGUCCCUGUCGCUGGUGUAUGGCCAGUGGGGAUUCAACACUUGGGAGAAGGGUUUGGCCUUUAUUCCGAUCCUGAUCGGCUACUUCAUUGCCUGGAUUUCGUGGUUCCCCGUCAUCAAGCGCAACGUGAAGGAACGCCGGGACCAUCCUGACAGUGAGCGCGCUCAAUAUGAGUCUCGUCUGUGGUGGCUGCUGUACACCGUCCCCUGCUUGCCUAUCGGUUUGAUUGGCUUUGCCUGGACUAGCCUGCCUCAAUGCCACUGGAUUGGCUCCAUGAUCUUUGCUGCCAUUAUUGGUAUCGCCAACUAUGCGAUCUACAUGGCAACAAUUGACUAUAUGAUUUGUGCUUACGGACCUUACUCUGCCUCCGCGACUGGUGGUAAUGGUUGGUCUCGAGACUUUUUGGCUGGUAUCCUCACCAUUCCCGCUACUCCGUUCUUCGAGAACAUCGGUGGCAAGUACCACCUCGAAUAUGCUUCUACUAUUCUUUUCUGUAUCUCGUUGCCACUGGUCAUCGCCGUCUACGUGAUUUACUGGAAGGGUCCUGUCCUGCGCAAGCGCUCCCCCUUCGCUCAGCAGCUCGAGGAGGCCCGCCACGACAUGGCCAUCCAGGGCCGUCGCGUUUCCAAGGUUCCGGAAGCUUCGCGUGCCAACUCAUAUGCCCGGUCUCAGCAGGAUCUCCGCAUCCGGCAAACCAUGGGCAGCCGCCCCGGUUCGCGCGUCACCUCCCGCGCCAACUCUCGUGUCAACUCACGCCGCAACAGCUUGGUUGGAGGAGUUUAA
This is a messenger RNA of Penicillium subrubescens, 1761 nucleotides long. RefSeq lists its product as uncharacterized. The transcript is spliced from 3 exons. Lineage: Eukaryota; Fungi; Ascomycota; Eurotiomycetes; Eurotiales; Aspergillaceae. The record is from RefSeq and is a predicted model, not a curated record. The coding region runs from base 1 to 1761 and encodes 586 amino acids. Gene Ontology annotation, molecular function: transmembrane transporter activity. Gene Ontology annotation, biological process: transmembrane transport.